AAAAAACAUAAUUAUUGAUAAGAAAGCAGCUAAAUAACUUUUUUUUUUACUAAAAGAAAAACAUGAGUCUUUUAAAUUUAGAUUUAUUUUCAUCAGAGUUCUCUUUUAAUUUGUUGAAUUAAAAUAUUAGAAAGGGCACGAUAUCUGGAGUCAUAUUAUCUUUUUUUGUUAUUUUUUUCUCAUUUGGAUAUCUAUCAAUGCUUGUUUAUUAGUAUGUUAAUAAUCAGAUAGCUCCUAAUUAUAGAUCGCAAAACUUUAUCACUGAAGAAAGCAUUGACAUUAAUUUAAGCUAGGACUUAGUGGGAUUUAGAUACGAAUAUGAAAUGAAUAAAGAUAUUCAGAUUUUAGAAGCCCAAUAAAAUAAGACAUAUCUAGUUUUUAUGGCAUAUUUUUAUUACAUUAAUGAACACAUAUUUAAAACUGUUUAACUAGAUGUAAUUAAAUGCACAAGUCCUUAACUACUAGGCUACUACUGCCUAGAUUUUUCUAAAGUUUAGAAUUAUACAUUAAGCACGAACACAAAAGAUAAUAUCUUUUCAAAUAUACAAAUUUACACUUAUGGUUGCUUAGAUUUGGACUUUAAUAAAAAAUUCAUUCCAAAUAAUUGCGCUAGCUAGGAUGAAAUUGAUAAUAUUAUAGACGGAGGUAAUGCAAGCUUUCGAUUAAAAUUAUUCACUUCGUAAUAUAAUACUACAUCUAAAGAAGCUUAAGUGAAUUACAGGAACAUGUUUUUAAUUUACACAGCUGACUAGAAUAUUAUUUCUACAAUCAAGACUUAAAAAUAAAUUGCUUUAUAAAAUAAGGAUUGUUUAUUUAAUCUGAGUCUACUUACUCUUCUCCUAUUUAAUACGAAUUGCAAAAUUAAAGUUAUAAUAGAAAGUAUUCUAUGCAGAAAGUAAAUUAAAGUGGUUACGGCUAGGUAGGGAUAAAUAUAGAUGAAACAGUUGAAUUAGUUUAAAUUCAAUAUCCUUCCAUACCAUAAAUCUUAGCUCUUGCAAAUAGUAUUCUCUCCCUCUUAAUGCUAUUAGGAUACAUAGGAAGAAAAAUCUCUUAAAAAUCGAUAAGAAAUGAUUUUUUCUUUCUCUUCUUGAAAAAUAUUUAUUAAGGAAAAUAUUAUCAAAUGUUAAAGAUUUCAAAUUUAUUAGAUCAAAAAGAAGUACCGCAUCUAGAACUAAAUUAAUUAAACAAAGAUACCAGCAAUUAUAAUAAAGAAGAUACAUAAGAACAUAAGAGACUAGAUCAGGAUAAAAUUUAAGAGUAGGAUUUAAAAUUCUUAGAAAAUGAAAAUGGUUAGUCUAUAUUUGUACCCCAAUUAGAUUUUAAGUCUAAGCAAUCCCUCGAUAUUAUGAAAUCAAAUAAUUUUGAAUUAUUUCAUCCAAUGAAUAGUGAAUAAAUCAUUUUUUCACAUAAUUCCUUAUUUAAAUAAAAAAUAGAUAAUGAAAAAUAGAAAAAAAAACUAUCAAAUAAUGAAGUAAAACCAUAAAAAAAUCUACUUGUUGCACAAAACGCUCAAAAUAAUACAAAAUACAAAGAAUUCAACUUGAAUUAGUCUAUUCAAUCAAUACAAAAUAUAGUGAGUGUUAACUGCUAUGAUAAAAUAAAAUCAGAAUAAUUUAACACUUAAUAAUGCAAUAAUAGUUAAAGUUUGAUUUUAAUAAAUAACUAGCUUAAAAAAAUUGAAAAAAACACCCAUUUAAAAGACGAAGAGCUGUCUAAAUCAAAUUUAGAAAAGCUGCAAGCCAUUCAUAAUAAAAGAUUUUAAAAUAAAUUAUAUCAAAAUUUAUUUGGGUUUAGGAACACUAAAAUAUUAGAUUAAAUUAAAUCUUAAGUCCUAAACAAAUUGUAGAGAAUCUCUAUGGAAGAAUAAAUUGUUAAGGAUUUAAAUAUAUUUGAAUUAUAUAAGGAUGUUCUUUUUAUGAAGAAAGCUAUUAUGAUGUUAUUUGAUUCUGAUCAAUUAGCUGUUAUAGAUCUUAUAGGCUGUUCGUCUAAUUAUUUAGACUUGAAUAAAUAAAAUAUUGAUUAAGAGAGAAUAUUUGCAUUAAAAUAAAAGAACUUUUUAAGCCAUUUUGAAGAAUAGUAUCUAGUUCAACAAUCUGAAUAGUUAAAAUUAUAAAAACUCAAAACAUUUUUAAAUAGAUUUUAAAGUGAAAAAUAAUAAACAGAGCUAGAUAAAAGACUGUUUUCUUCAAUAAUUUGAAAUUAUUUAAUUAGAAUCAAUUAGUAUGCAGAAGUUUACUGUUAUUUGUAUCAUAUUAAUUACCAUAUUUCCUUUAUUCUAUCUCAUACUAGAUAAAGCACUG
Molecule: messenger RNA, 2300 nt
Organism: Tetrahymena thermophila SB210
Lineage: Eukaryota; Ciliophora; Oligohymenophorea; Hymenostomatida; Tetrahymenidae
Exons: 3
Source: RefSeq, a predicted model, not a curated record